Thelazia callipaeda (thelaziosis nematode) is the source of this 816-nucleotide messenger RNA. Lineage: Eukaryota; Metazoa; Nematoda; Chromadorea; Rhabditida; Thelaziidae. The record is from the annotation of a GenBank genome assembly.
AUGAGUUCUUAUAAAACAAAAGCAGUGAGUCUUUUCUUUGCAGCAAAUCAAGAAUUGGGAGAAUGUGUGCGUAAUUUACGUGAACAAGGAUUGACUUUUUCGCAAAUUUCUGAGACAUUAAAACUCCCGCUGUCGACUUGUUAUUCCGCUCUGAGAGCACUUAAGCUAUCAAAAGAUUAUACAGAAAGACUGAAGAUGGUAGUGAAAAAGAGAAAACGAGAAAAUCCCACAUCCUUGCACUUGAGUGGCAGCUGUGAUUCAAAUUUGAAAAUAAAAAAUUUGGGAGAAUCGCAUCCACUGUCAACUUCAACAAGUUCUACUCUUUCCUCUGCUUAUAGUUCAAAUAAUCAAGGGUUAAUAACAAGUCAUCUUCUACAAAAGACAAGGCAUUCAGAUGAAGCAAGCGCUUGGCAUCAGAAUCAGCGAAACUUGAAUAUGAAAUAUGAAAAUGGUAACGGGCAGCGGUUUAUAGGAAAUAGUCGCUCAUCGACGGCUGAGCCUGCGGCUUCAUCCACGGAUACUGAACAAAUGUUAAUGAGUACAUCAAAUCAAGUUGACUCUAGUUUUUUAAACGAAGUCAGAGACAGUAUUCCAGCAACUGCCGUCAAGGCAUGUUCUUUAAUGAAUGAUUAUGCAGUCAAAACAUUUGCUUUGGAAGAAAAUACCGAAAAUAUGAUCAGUCAGAAACUAAAAUGGGCUUUGGAACAGUUGGAAAAUUCGAAUAAACCAGAGGAAAUAGUACAAUUGAUGAAUGUCGUCUCUACUGCCUUAAACAUAUUAAAUAGUUUAAAAGAUAGAAAUAAUUCGACAGCUUGA